AUGCCUCCAAGUCCUUACAAGUCCCUCAAGUAUUAUAGAGAUAUGCUACUUGAAACUCAAUCAGUUGAAAUUAAGCCGAUAAAGGAUCGUGAUCACCCUGAGACCAUCCUUUAUCAUUCCAUAUACAAAGUUCCUUGGAUCCUCAAAUGGUCCUACAGGGUUACCAAGGAUACCAGAAUAUUUGCUCGACAAUUUUCUGUUAAAUGGUGGGAUAAGUUCGAAGUUGACAGAAUUGCUAAAUACGUCUACAAUGAUUUGCCCCAUGAUUCUGCUCCGCCUCCAACUUCCCCCACUGGUUCAACCAAAUCUUCCCUUUCAGUCGAGGGAAAAUCAAAGUCUGACCUACAGGAGAUUGCUUGCCAGUUGAUAAUUCAAGCUUCCCAAAUGGAUGAUGAUGAGGAGAAUGACAAUGACACUGACUCUCCUUCUUCGUCCAGUUGCCAGCCCAUGCAGAGCCCUGCUAAGCCUAAAAGUUGGUACGAAGAUAGUCAAGACCCCUAUGAUGCCUAUGAUUUGAAUUCUGAUUAG
This is a messenger RNA of Prunus armeniaca (apricot), 528 nucleotides long. The record is from the annotation of a GenBank genome assembly. Lineage: Eukaryota; Viridiplantae; Streptophyta; Magnoliopsida; Rosales; Rosaceae.